AUGGUUGGUGUAUCUUCUGAAGUGACCAUUGAUGUUCUUCAUUGUUCCUAUAAAACUGAAGAAUUAACUCAUUUAUCUCUAAGUCUAAAUUAUGCUCGACCAAAUCCAAGUACACUACGUCCGAUAAAACAUCGUGAAACUCAAAUACAAUAUCAUCUCAAAGAUAUCAAUGAGAAAGUAAAACGUCAAUUGACGAACUACUGUAAGAGAGAACCUCCAGCAGCAAGAAUGACACAUUAUUCUGAAUUACUUGAAAAUCUACUUCGACAACAUUAUAUGGCUCCAUUAUCCUAUGUUGAAUGCAUGCGCACUCAACGAGAAUUCAAAUUAGUAAAGUCUAUUCAACGAAAAGCACAAAGAGCAACACUUAUUAUACGGGUUUGUGAUAAAGGUGGCGACUUACAUAUAGGGAAUGAAAGUGAUUAUGAAAGAAAAGCAGCAAAAUAUCGAGAAGAUACAAAAGCCUAUCAAGAAUUAUCAUACAAUCCAUUGAUGGAAAUAUUAACUAAUGUAACAAAGGCGCUUAAUGUUCUCAAGAAUAAUAAGCAAUUGGCACUCAAAGAAUAUAAUCGUCUAAUACCGAAACCGGAUCUCAUUAGAUUAUCUUACAUGUAUUUUAAUCCUAAACCACACAAGGUUACUAUUCUUCUUUAA
Molecule: messenger RNA, 654 nt
Organism: Rotaria sp. Silwood2
Lineage: Eukaryota; Metazoa; Rotifera; Eurotatoria; Philodinida; Philodinidae
Source: the annotation of a GenBank genome assembly